UCUCGAAGUAGCCUCUCCGACAAAAGUUACGUUUGGGGAGUAAAAUAUGAAUUUAAUGUUUGUGCUAUAAUAUAUCCUCUCGUGUAGCCCACAGAAACGUAACUCGAGAACUUAGUUUUAUUUUCUUUGGCUCUUUUGUCAGUGUAAAUAGAAAUAAACUUCCAGCUCAAAUCUGGGAGACUGCGAGCCGAUGGAGAGCAGAUUGUGUGGAUACAGAUGAGGCACGCUGCUAGCUAGCUAACAGGCUACUAAGGAAAUGGUGAGCAGCGACAUUAUCCACUGAAGAACAGCAACAGGAAGUCGAUCUACUGGCAUGGAGGGCAACGGCGAGAUCAGUGACACUGACAGCGGCAUCAUCCUUCAUUCAGGCUCUGACAGUCCAACGACACAUACGAAGGAUGUGACCACACACACACGGGCCAUGAAGCUCAAGCACCAGGCUCUCCAAAAACGACUGGAGUUCUGCUUACAGGAGCUGAAGCAACUCUGCAUCCGAGAAGCUGAGUUGACAGGCCGGCUCUCAGAUGAUUAUCCUCUACUGCUGGGAGAGAAGCCUCCACAGAUUCGCAGACGUAUUGGAGCUGCGUUUAAACUGGACGAACAAAGUAUCCCUCAAGGAGCAGAGGAGUCAGAGCUGAGUUUAGUGGAUGCUGAGUUAGCACUUCAGAUGAAGAUAUUCGAGGCAGCGCGCAAACUCUGCGAGGAGGAUCACCUGAGUAAGGCUGUGAAAAAGAGCCGCUUACAGCAGUGCAAGAGAGAGGAGAAAAAACUCAAGCAGCUACAAGAGACGGCGUUUCAGCUGCGACUGGAGCACGGUCGAUCAUCACCACUCCCUGCUUUUAAUAUUACACAACAAGAUCUGGGUACAUCUGAUGACAGCUCUCUGUCUGAUUCUGUAGUGCAAGAUGAAGAAGUCACAAGCCAGUCAUCACAACUAUCCUCAGGACUCCACUAUCCAGGAGAGACUGAUCCUCCCCAGCCUUCCCCUGUGUCCUCACAGUCCGUAAUAGACGGCUCCUACAUGUCUCCAUCUGUGGCUCCACAGCCCCAGCCGUCGACCCCAAGCCAGUCUCCCCGUCCGAGCCUCGCCCCCACGCUGAGUUUAACCUCAAGCCCCGUGUAUGACCUUCCUCCCAUCCAGAACUCCCCGUGGACAGAGUCUAGUCUCGACCAACCCUACCAGAAGAGCAAGAAGUCGAGCCUCUCCAGCAAGAUGAGCAGUCCAGCCAAAAGUGAACUGUUGCCACCGUUGGAGGCUUGUUUAGCACAGUCUGCACUGCCAAUGCAACUCUCCCAUCUGAAGCUGAGCCGUACCCAGUCAAACAGCACGCCCUCCACGCCAGAGAUGCGCGUGCACAGACAGCUGUCCCUCAGGUUGUCCAACCCUGAAUCUCCAUUUGAAAAAGACCGUGGUCGCACCAGAGGUCCAAGGAGGCGACUGACAGAAUACGAAAUAACUUUACCAGAGACUCCUCCUCCUGCAAUGAACUAUGGAAACCUUGCUAGCUCUGAGGAUAGCAACUCUGAACACUCGUUUACAUCUUACAACAGCUCACCGUGUCAGGAGUUGCCCUGUGAUUUGCCCAAACAAUAUCAAUCGGCAUUCCUGCACUGUGGCCCAGUUGGCAGCUAUGGACCUCCAGCCUUCCCACGCACUGGCUUUUACCAUAAUCCCAGGCACCAGUCCAGCCCCAGUUUUCACAAAGCCUAUUAUAAUGAAGAAAUGGUCUACCCACCUGAUCUGGACUUGGCGCGGAGCUAUUACGCCCAGCAGGCUCCCUCGCCUUCCAACAGAUACGAGUAUUGGUAUAAAGACGCCGUUGUGCCCCAGCAGAGAGCACAGAGGCAUUUGCCUCCUGAUAUCAGACUCUCCUCCUCCCCAGCUCAGUGGGACCAUCCACACUUCCAGUCCAGUGGUCUCUCACAACAAGUAGUGAAUGAACAGCUCAAGUCAUGGCACCGGCGCAGCCAGUUCAAAGCCCCCAGGUCCCGCUCACUUGACAGACAGGGAGCCGUAAGAGUUAAAAGCAUGUCAGCCCGGGACUCGGUCUGCUACCAAAAUCAGAAGUACUACCAACAGGGUAUCCAACGAAGGGCUCCUCAACAAGCUGCAGAUGGCCCUCUAGGGCACUGGGUUGGAGAUGAUGGUUCUCACUUUGUAAGUCAAGUGUAAACUAAAACCACCUGAACUUGGACUGCAAACUGAACAUGUAAACUCAAUUUCCAAUUACCCGUGAAGUGAAGUAGUCAGAAAAUCAAGUCGGAUUAAGUGCUUAUUGAAAGGUCACAUCAUCCUGUUUACCUGCCUGCCUUUAUUUUGGCAUAUAGAGGGAGGAUGAAAAAACUGGAACAUCUUACACAAUAUAAUGCAAUCUAAUACAAUAAUAACACAAACUACAGCCUCCAGAGUCACUGUAAAAUUGAAUCACCUCCCUAGCAUUGUAUUUUGGAGAACUUGUUGUUUUUGUCCGCUCUCUGUAUGUUAUUUUGUACUAACAGUUACAAAUGAAGCAUUGAACUGAAUGCUUGUUAAAUGUUAAAUUGAAAGGGGAUAAACACUCUAUUUUUUUUAUUUUUGUUUUUACUGAGCAAUGUUUUAACCUGUGACUGUGUCCAAAGCCACCAUGAACGUGCUGCAAGAUCAAAACUGGUUAUUCAGUUUCUCAAAAAACAGAUUAUCAUGAUCAGAGUUUCUGCGUUAUUAAAAAAAGGGUUAUCUUGACAUGUAGAGCAAUUAUAAAUGAAAUAGUAAUUAGCAGCAAAGUGGUUGGACAUAGCAGGAGCUCUAACAGAAAUGUCCACCAAAAUUGCACAUUUAAGUUAGAAAUGUUUUUAAAAUAACUGUCUUAAUGUAACAAACGAUAACAGUUAAUCUCAGAUGAAUAAAGCCAUCAGUUAUACAACUCUAGGUACGUCAAUAUUGCUGCAUCAGAUGUGGCUAUCUGUAGCCAAAACACACUGUUAAAUAAUGCUCAUUUGUGUAGUUUACUUUUUGCAGUUUGGUAGAUGGAGAAUUAAGUGCUCCUUUUCACCCAACUGUAUGAAGGAAAUCAAUUCAUUGUAAAAUAAUGUAAAUGAGCAACAUGUUCUUUUUAUAACCACAUUUUGUGUUUAAUAUUCCCUUGAUUGAGUCACCAUUUUAAUGAACUUGAGCUGCUUAGAUUUGAUAUUUGUUUUUAUACUUACAUGUGUGGCUGUGCCGUCUAACUUGAAUUACUAACGGACUUAAUCAAUUAGAUGAAACUAGAUAUGAACUUAGCAGAUAAAGACAACAGCAGAGUCUUGAUGCUUGGCAGCUAUUGACAUGUCAAAUUGAAAUGUAAACGUCCUGAGCUUUAACAGAAUCUUUAUCAGCGUCUGUAUUAGUGCAAGCCUUUUUGUCAGAACUCACACAAUUUCAACUCUUGAGGUGAACUGUAUUUGAAACGUUUGCAACAUGUGAUUCACAAUCAAGUCUCCCACAAGCUUUUGAUGGUUGAUCAUUCGAGAAUGAGAGAAAAUUACUGCAAAUUCCUCUACAACUACACACUGACUGAUCUCUCACAGUGAUCUAUUUAUCUGUUAAUUUAUUAUGAUUUGCACCAUUGGACUCAUAGAAAGUCAGACUUUAAAUAAAAGAAGACAUGGACCUGAGUUUGCAAAAUCCAGCAGCAGUAAAGACCGUGUCUAGUUGUGUGUAUAUAUACUGUAUAUAAAAAUACAUAUAUAUAUAUAUAUAUAUAUAUAUAUAUAUAGAAAACACAAUCAUGUUACCUUGUGUGCCUCUUUUUUACUGUCUUUUUUUAUUUAUCAGUUAAAGUAGUUUAAAUGAUAAGACCUAAUAAUAAUGUGUUAUGUUGCUGUUAAAGAAAUCUGUGAAAAUGUUUUCCCUGUGGAAGAAAAU
Chelmon rostratus (copperband butterflyfish) is the source of this 3883-nucleotide messenger RNA. It is a transcript of the gene inavab, whose product is annotated as innate immunity activator b. Gene Ontology annotation, biological process: adherens junction maintenance; positive regulation of protein ubiquitination. Lineage: Eukaryota; Metazoa; Chordata; Actinopteri; Chaetodontiformes; Chaetodontidae. The transcript is spliced from 10 exons. The record is from RefSeq and is a predicted model, not a curated record. The coding region runs from base 314 to 2173 and encodes 619 amino acids.